UCGGGCCGGACUGGCGCGCGGCGGUGGCAUGGCGCUCUUCCACGUUGCGCGGUACGCGGACCCGGAGGCAGCCGGGGCGGAGGCCGAGGCGGACGGCCGGGCUCGCGCGCUGCUGGAGCGGCUGCGGUGCCGGGCCCGAGAGCGGGAGCUGCAGAAGCAGCCGCCGCAGCAAGAACCCUCGGAGCCCGCGGAGGCCGCGCAGACCGCUCAGGCGGCGGGGAAGCGGCGACGGCGGCCGCGCAGAACGCGGAGGCGCAAGAGCGGCGGGGCGCCGGGGAGCCCGCACGCACCUCCCUGCAAGCGGCGGAAGGCGGACGACGAGGAUGAGGACGCGGGCGCAGGUAGGGCCUCGCGGGGCGGGGCCCUGGACUCGGGACCGCGUGGGGCUGACGCGCCGCCCCGCCCCCGUUUCUGCCGCGCAGACAGCAGCGAGGAGGCGCCGGCGGGGAACAGCGUGGGCACCGAAGCCGCGGGGUCGCCGGAGGGCCAGGGCGGGCCGCCCCCCGAAGAGGCUUCUGGUCCCCCAGCCCACGCCCUGGUGCUCGGGGGCUUCGGGAGAAGCAAGGCGCCAAAGGUCCAGCCUUUCCUGCCGGCGUGGCUGGCUGAGCCAAGCUGCGUUGGAAAGAGUGUCACCGAAGGCCUGGUGCCUAUUGAGGAUAUCCCGGAAGUCCACCCGGACCUGCGGAAGAGGCUGCGGGCUCAGGGCAUCUCGUCCUACUUUCCAGUGCAGGCAGCAGUGAUUCCCGCUCUCCUGGAGAGCGCAGCCAACGGGUUUCUGGUAAGCAGAGGCGGCUACCGGCCUAGCGACCUCUGUGUGUCUGCCCCAACGGGCAGUGGGAAGACACUGGCCUUCGUCAUCCCCGUGGUGCAGGCCCUGCUACGGCGAGCCGUGUGCCAGGUUCGGGCCCUGGUUGUGCUGCCGACCAAGGAGCUGGCCCAGCAGGUGAGCAAAGUGUUCAGCGUCUACACAGAUGCCACUCCUCUUCGGGUCGCCCUGGUCACCGGGCAGAAGUCGCUGGCCAAGGAGCGGGAGAGUCUCGUGCAGGACACAGCAGACGGCUUCCGCUGCCUGGCAGACAUCGUGGUGGCCACCCCUGGCCGCCUGGUAGACCACGUCGAGCAGACCCCAGGAUUCAGCCUCCAGCAUCUCCGCUUCCUGGUCAUCGAUGAGGCCGACCGCGUGAUAGACAGCAUGCACCAGGCCUGGCUGCCGCGGGUGGUGGCCGCGGCCUUUCCCAGUGAGGGCAGUAGGGAUCCCUUUGCUCUGCUCCAGAGAACACAGCCCCGGGCUGUGACUGCAGCCAGCGUCUGCUGCCCCCAGAUGCCACUGCAGAAACUACUCUUCUCAGCCACUCUGACCCAGAACCCCGAAAAGCUGCAGCAGCUCGGCCUCUACCGGCCCCGGCUCUUUUCCACGGGGUCGGUGCACGGGGGCCUCAGAGACCCCGACGUGGACGUGGCCGGGGACUUGGGUGGGAAGUAUACCUUCCCUGCGGGGCUCACGCAUCGCUACGUGCCCUGCAGCCUCCGUCUCAAGCCGUUGGUCGUCCUGCACCUGAUCCUGGAGAUGAAUCUCUCAAGGGUCCUGUGUUUCACCAACUCCCGUGAGAACUCCCACAGGCUCUUCCUGCUAGUCCAGGCUUUCGGGGGCGUGCGCGUGGCCGACUUCUCCUCCCGCUACGGGCCUGGCGCUAGGAAGCUGAUCUUGAAGCGCUUUCAGCAGGGGAAGAUCCAGCUCCUCAUCAGCACCGACGCCACGGCCCGCGGCAUCGACGUGCAGGGCGUGCAGCUGGUGGUGAACUACGAUGCCCCCCAGUACCUGCGGACCUACGUGCACCGGGUUGGAAGAACUGCCCGCGCCGGAAAAUCCGGACAGGCCUUCACGCUGCUCCUCGAGGUGCAGGAGAGGAGGUUCGUCCGGAUGCUCAGGGAAGGCGGGGUGCCCAGGCUGGAGCGGCACGACACCCCCAGUGAGCUCCUGCAGCCGCUGGUCCCACGGUACCAGGAGGCCUUGUCCCAGCUGGAGAGGGCCGUCAGGGAGGAGCAGAGGCAGAAGGCAGCCUAGGCCGGGGCUCUGCCCUCGUGGUGGGGGAGCCGCCUCCUUUCUGGAAACAUCCCGAGCACCGGUUGCUGGACGCACGAGCAGGAGACGGGGAUUCCUCAGCUGAGCGAGCCUC
Molecule: messenger RNA, 2177 nt
Organism: Aethalodelphis obliquidens (Pacific white-sided dolphin)
Lineage: Eukaryota; Metazoa; Chordata; Mammalia; Artiodactyla; Delphinidae
Gene: DDX51
Product: DEAD-box helicase 51
Molecular function (GO): nucleic acid binding; ATP binding
Source: RefSeq, a predicted model, not a curated record